AUGGUGGUUACACAUAUUGACAUCGAGCAGCGAGAAGAAAUGGAGGAGGUGAUAUUUUUGACUGAAAGACCCACAGGGUUUCCAGAACGCAGAAGGCGUUUAUCGUCAUGCACACUCGAUGGUGUUGACACUGUUGAAGUUCUUGACGCUGUCGAAGUCGUUGAUUACGAGGAGAUCAUCGAUCUCACGGCGGAUCUCACAGGUCUACCACUUUCUCGUCAAGGCGAGCUCCAUUUGGAGAAGAUACAAAUAUUAAAUGCCACAGUACAGAAGGAUUCAUUCAUUCGAGUACGGAAGUUUCUAUUCGGCAAAUACCAUGUCAAGUUUGUCCUGGUCAAAACGGUGAUCCGAUCCCUAUCCACAAACGCCAUCAAAAUCCGCGGCAUUCCCUUUAUCAAGGCCAGCGAAGCAUACUCGAAACCACACGACAUGAUGCCGAAUGAAGUCUGCAUGCUCAUUUACCAAGAUGAAGCAAAGCAUCAAGAAUUCGUGGACAUUAACCUCUCCGAUAAGCUGGAGGUUUGCUUUGUCGGACAGGGGAGCCGCAAGAGGCAGGUCGAAGAGGCGUUCAUCCGCAUACACUCGAGUGAAGCAGACACGCAGUCCAAAGUGUCUGAUGAAGUUCUUCGGAAGCGAUGGCGAGGAAAAACGAAUAAAGGAGGGUCAUGGAUACCCUCGAACGUGGGCAACCCCAUCGAUCUCGAGUCCGACGCUGAGGACAACAAGAAUCGACUCGACGGACAAAGAUACACCAUGUUCGACUCAUGCUCUGGUGCCGGAGGAGUAUCCCGAGGCGCCCUUAUGGCUGGAUUUAAGAUCCAGUAUGCUAUUGAUAAGGCACCAGAAGUUUGGGAGACCUAUGAGACCAACUUCCCUGACACUGAGCUGUUCCGGAUGCCUCUUGACGAAUUCAUUGCGGAACCCAAUGCCGGCCACAAGAGAGUGGAUAUCCUGCAUUUCUCUCCGCCAUGCCAGUUCUUUUCUCCAGCGCACACUCAUGCGUCCGUACAUGACGACGACAACAUUGCCGCGCUCUUUGGAUGUAAUGAACUGCUACAGAAGCUGCGACCGCGUGUUGUUACUGUGGAGCAGACGUUUGGUCUCACUCAUGACCGCCACGGCGAUUAUUUCAACGGCCUCCUUCAUGACUUCACGCAGUGGAACUACUCAUUUCGCUGGAAAGUGGUUAAGCUCUGUACUUGGGGCGCAGCGCAAGAUCGGAAGAGACUGAUCAUAAUUGCUGCUGCGCCUGGGGAAAGAUUGCCACCGCUCCCAAAGGCGACACAUGGCGACGAACCUGGGUUGUUACCAUACAAUACUAUUGGCAAGGCUCUUAGAGGCAUUCAACUUGAAGACGAUCUUCAUGAUCCUGAUAGGGUUCACCACUUUAACCCUCCACGCGCCCCAUACGACCCAGAACGCCUUGCUGGAACGAUCACCACUAGAGGAGGUGACCUAUACUAUCCCGAUGGGUCGAGAAAGUUGACUCUACGGGAGUUUGCAAGCCUUCAAGGGUUCCCAAGGUGGCAUUUGUUCUUAGGGAAUAUCACAUCCAUCAAGCGACAGAUUGGAAACGCCUUUCCACCUGUCACUGUGCGUGUGUUAUACAAGCACAUAGAACAGUGGCUCCUGAAAGAAGACGGCAUGAUUCCCUGUGAUAACCGAAACAUCAUUGCCAUCGAAGAGGAUUCCGAGGAUGAGUCACCCCGUUCCCCAGACAUGAUGGAGGUAGACAUCGAUGAGAGAAGCAACCAUGAUUACUGCGUAGCGGAGGCAAUGGUGAUCGACUUGACCUAA
Molecule: messenger RNA, 1797 nt
Organism: Fusarium pseudograminearum CS3096
Lineage: Eukaryota; Fungi; Ascomycota; Sordariomycetes; Hypocreales; Nectriaceae
Exons: 2
Coding region: 1-1797 (598 amino acids)
Cellular component (GO): nucleus
Molecular function (GO): methyltransferase activity
Source: RefSeq, a predicted model, not a curated record